CCAACUUCAAAGCACCACAUUCUCAAUUCCCCGCCAUGGCAGCAGCCAGGCUGUCACCGACAGCAAAUUUGCUGCGGAAGUCUCGUCUCUUUGCCAUUCCACAGGCUUUGACGCCGCCCCAGGAAGCACCGACCUCGAGGGCUAUUGCUGAAUCCGAUACCGCGACCCUUCCUUAUCCCAUCCGAGCAUCGCUUGUAACGCCAUCUUCUUCUUUGGCAAGAGGGGAUUGGGGUCUCAAAAGACCGCUUCCCGCCAAAUCGACAUCCGACAAGUCGUCCAGGCCCAUUGUCCGAGUGCUUGAACUUGAUACCUUCGAACAUACUACCGAUUUCGAAUCCGCGGCCGAUCAUACGGUGACCUUGGAAAAGUUCCAGGAACUUCAUAUGCCGAUGUCACUCCCCUCGAAGGCCUCUUACGCCGCCAGCAUGGUUUCUAAACACGUCAGCCCCUUUGAAUCUCAUCUGGACAACACCAAUACCAGCCCAGGCCUUGGAGAACCCGGAGCGAAACAGUUCAGACAUUCUGGGCCAUGGCUUGCUGGUCAGACGGAGACCGAGUUCCAGGCGUUUUCGAAAUAUGUGCAAAAAAACAAACCGGAGCUUUUGAAAAAGCUCCGUGAGUCUUUUGUCGCGAAGCGCACAGCCGAACAGUGGAAGCAAGCACAAGACAACGGAGAAAACCUGGAGAACCUAGAACCUGUCAAGGUUACCGAUGAGGAGUUCCAAGCCUACAUCAAAUCACUGCGUGCAGACCCACUUGCACUUGGACCUGUCGUCUUCGAGCUUUUGGAUCUCCCAUCUGCUCCGGCUGUCCCGAGCAACAAAAUUGGCACGAAGUACUACCAGUCCCCCGGUACCAAACUCUCAGCGGCUGAAUAUACCGCAUUCGGACCCCCAAAGACGCAUCCUUCCGCUGGAUUGUCUUACACAAGAUCACACGCUUUGAUCUAUAACCACCCCAAAUACGGACCUCAGGCUUUCCAACGCCCCGUGGAGGCACGUGUCUUGCGGCCAAAGGGACGUUUUAAGGGUAGGUCAUCCGGAAAGGCCGUUACUGGUGUUGGUGGUAUUGCUGUGGAUGAGUCGACUAUGCAUACUUUCAUUGAGAAGGGCUCUUCCGCUGCCAAUGCGGUCUUCGACUCCUCUAUCCCUGGUGGUGCAAAAUUCUGGGUCAAUCCCGUCCGGUCCUCAGUCGACUCGGAGGGUAGAAUUGAACUCAAGGCCAACCGCGCCAGUGCUACUGCCAAAGCCCCCUACGGGAUUGAUCAGAAUGACUUCAGCCCACUCAGCAUCUCUGACAUUAUCCGAGGCGAUCAUAGGGUUGUCCCGAAAAUGGACAGACAGCCCUCCGGGGAUAUUGCGAAGAACCUUAUAGACAGUCUCACCAAACCCAACAAAAUUCGGCAUGCCUAUAAGUCGCGAGCCGUCCCUCGUCAGAGUUAAACAACAGUCAAUUUCACGUUCCAGGCUUGAGAAAUCCUCAUCUCUCCUUUUUGAGAAAGACUUUGCUGUAUGAUUAGGUUGUUGGGCAAAUGUAUAGCUAUUUCACUUUUGUUCUUUUUGUUUUUGUGAUAUAAAGCAGGCUGCAUCUCCUUCAGAGCAUAAUUGAAAUAUAUUGAAUAUAUUGUUCAAAAA
Aspergillus heteromorphus CBS 117.55 is the source of this 1634-nucleotide messenger RNA. Its product is annotated as mitochondrial 37S ribosomal protein bS1m. The record is from RefSeq and is a predicted model, not a curated record. Bases 36 to 1442 code for a protein of 468 amino acids. Lineage: Eukaryota; Fungi; Ascomycota; Eurotiomycetes; Eurotiales; Aspergillaceae. Gene Ontology annotation, biological process: mitochondrial translational initiation. Gene Ontology annotation, molecular function: structural constituent of ribosome. The transcript has a single exon. Gene Ontology annotation, cellular component: mitochondrial small ribosomal subunit.